Molecule: messenger RNA, 1518 nt
Organism: Schistocerca americana (American grasshopper)
Lineage: Eukaryota; Metazoa; Arthropoda; Insecta; Orthoptera; Acrididae
Exons: 1
Coding region: 1-1518 (505 amino acids)
Source: RefSeq, a predicted model, not a curated record
AUGAAGCACCCCAACGUGUGGGGACUCACACUAUUGAAGCACAACAACGUGUGGGGACUCACACUAGUGAAGCACCCCAACGUGUGGGGACUCACACUAGUGAAGCACCCCAACGUGUGGGGACUCACACUAGUGAAGCACCCAAACGUGUGGGGACUCACACUAAUGAAGCACCCCAACGUGUGGGGACUCACACUAGUGAAGCACCCCAACGUGUGGGGACUCACACUAGUGAAGCACCCCAACGUGUGGGGACUCACACUAGUGAAGCACCCCAACGUGUGGGGACUCACACUAGUGAAGCACCCCAACGUGUGGGGACUCACACUAGUGAAGCACCCCAACAUGUGGGGACUCACACUAGUGAAGCACCCCAACGUGUGGGGACUCACACUAGUGAAGCACCCCAACGUGUGGGGACUCACACAAGUGAAGCACCCCAACGUGUGGGGACUCACACAAGUGAAGCACCCCAACGUGUGGGGACUCACACAAGUGAAGCACCCCAACGUGUGGGGACUCACACUUGUGAAGCACCUCAAUGUGUGGGGACUCACACUAGUGAAGCACCCUAACGUGUGGGGACUCACACAAGUGAAGCACCCCAACGUGUGGGGACUCACACUAGUGAAGCACACCAAUGUGUGGGGACUCACACUAGUGAAGCACCCCAAUGUGUGGGGGCUCACACUAAGGAAGCACCCCAACGUGUGCAGACUCACACUAAUAAAGCACCCCAACGUGUGUGGACUCACACUAAUGAAGCACCCCAGCAUGUGCGGACUCACACUAAUGAAGCACCCCAACGUGUGCGGACUCACACUAAUGAAGCACCCCAACGUGUGCGGACUCACACUAAUGAAGCACCCCAACGUGAGCGGACUCACACUAAUGAAGCACCCCAACAUGUGCGGACUCACACUAAUGAAGCACCCCAGCGUGUGGGUACUCACACUAAUGCAGCACCCCAACGUGUGGGGACUCACACUAGUGAAGCACUCCAACGUGUGGGGACUCACACUAGUGAAGCACCCCAACGUGUGGGGACUCACACAAGUGAAGCACCCUAACGUGUGGGGACUCACACUAGUGAAGCACCCCAACGUGUGGGGACUCACACUAGUGAAGCACCCCAACAUGUGGGGACUCACACUAGUGAAGCACCUCAACGUGUGGGGACUCACACUAGUGAAGCACCCCAACGUGUGGGGACUCACACUAGUGAAGCACCCCAACGUGUGGGGACUCACACUAGUGAAGCACCCCAACGUGUGGGGACUAACACUAGUGAAGCACCCCAACAUGUGGGGACUCACACUAGUGAAGCACCUCAACGUGUGGGGACUCACACUAGUGAAGCACCCCAACGUGUGGGGACUCACACUAGUGAAGCACCCCAACGUGUGGGGACUCACACUAGUGAAGCACCCAAAUGUGUGGGGGCUCACACUAAUGAAGCACCCCAACAUGUGCAGACUCACACUAAUAAAGCACCCCAACAUGUGCGACUCACACUAA